AUCACUCCCGAGCUUCAUCUGAUUACGCCAUAUGUUCCCUAUAUAAUUUCUUUCAUUCAACACGUUGGCCUCGACAGCAUUUCAACUGAAGACCUAAUUUCCUCCUGCUGCGGUCUUAUAGGUGACCUCAUCACGAGUUUCGGAGCAAGUUUGCUAGAAUUAGUCGAGACAGAGGCGAUUAGCAAUGUGCUAACGAAAGGUAGACGCUGUAAAAUGUCAAAACGCAAGAGCCUUGCUAUCUGGGCCACUCGUGAAAUUAAGAAGUUGAAAAAUUCCAUCCAGUCUGCGGGCGAACAACAAGCUGCUGCCGCAGUUGCUAGGGCUCAUACAUCCGAAUCAUUGGCUGCGGAACAAGUUGUGGGCGCCAGCGCAGGGCUAAAUAAUAAGUAA
Molecule: messenger RNA, 390 nt
Organism: Protopolystoma xenopodis
Lineage: Eukaryota; Metazoa; Platyhelminthes; Monogenea; Polystomatidea; Polystomatidae
Source: the annotation of a GenBank genome assembly